AUGUUUUGCUGCCUGAACCAGGUCGCCUACUUCGUAGGCUUGUUCGUGAUCGGCCUAGUGGCCAUGAAGUUUGGAUUCUAUGUCCAGAGAAAUUUCUUCAGGAAGGGGUAUGAUGUACAUGAAAGAUAUGGAAAAGAUUCUUGGAUUCUGAUUACUGGAGCCACAGCAGGAAUUGGAUUAGCAUUGACCAAAUACUCUGCAAAAGUUAAAGGGCUCAACGUUAUUCUGUUGGGUAGAAAUCAAGAGAAGUUGGAGGCAUCUGAGAAGGAAGUUAAAGCAUCCAACCCAAAGAUCAAGACCAAGACUUACAAGUUUGACUUCACCAAAAACUCUGGGUACAAGUCGUAUCUCAAAAUCUCUGAGGAUCUGAAAGACUUAGACAUUUCGAUGAUUAUCAACUGUGCUGGAAUUGAGGAUAUGAGACCAAUUCUCACUUUAGAAGAAGAAGUAAUGGAAAACAUUACCCUGACCAACGUCAAUGGAUUAUCUUUGCUCACAUUGAUCUUUGCUAAGAGGUUUGCAAAGAGAGACCAGAGAAGUGCUAUUAUAAACGUCUCAAGUCAUGCAGGAUAUGCACCUUUGCCAGGAAACGCACAAUAUGGAGCAACUAAAGCGUUUAUAAGAAGUCUGACUAAGGCAGUAGGUUAUGAGUUAAGAGAUAAACUAGAUAUGUUAUGCUUCUCUCCAGGAUAUGUUUGCACGGGAUUGUGUUAUUAUAGAAAAGGAUUUGAAGUAGUCUCUCCUGAUGAUUGUGGUCCUUGCAUUUUUAGAGAUCUUGGAUACGAUACAGAAAAUCAGCCAAGUACUUUGCAUGAAUUUAUAGCUUUCAUCGUCCCUCCUAUUCUGCUUGUCAAUGAGAAUAUACCAAAUCUCAUCCUUGAGCCACUAACAAAGGAUGAGUUCAAGAGAAUGGAGGAGAUAAGAAGCAAAGAGAAUAAAAAGGAUUCUUAA
Messenger RNA from Moneuplotes crassus, 951 nucleotides. The record is from the annotation of a GenBank genome assembly. NCBI's taxonomy places the organism in Eukaryota, Ciliophora, Spirotrichea, Euplotida, Euplotidae.